AUGGUCCCAUUCGGGCACAUAAACGGCACGUGGAAGCUUUCGGAAAUAUAUAAGCUCCUUGCAAAUUUAAGGGCGCUGGUUAGUUGGGUGGACGGGUGUUUCCGAAAGUGA
Molecule: messenger RNA, 111 nt
Organism: Pyricularia pennisetigena
Lineage: Eukaryota; Fungi; Ascomycota; Sordariomycetes; Magnaporthales; Pyriculariaceae
Exons: 1
Coding region: 1-111 (36 amino acids)
Source: RefSeq, a predicted model, not a curated record